Molecule: messenger RNA, 924 nt
Organism: Epithele typhae
Lineage: Eukaryota; Fungi; Basidiomycota; Agaricomycetes; Polyporales; Epitheliaceae
Product: dicarboxylic acid transporter
Exons: 9
Coding region: 1-924 (307 amino acids)
Biological process (GO): succinate transmembrane transport; oxaloacetate transport; mitochondrial transport
Cellular component (GO): mitochondrial membrane
Molecular function (GO): oxaloacetate transmembrane transporter activity; succinate transmembrane transporter activity; antiporter activity
Source: RefSeq, a predicted model, not a curated record
AUGUCUUCCAAGGCCGUUGAAGACCCUGCAGCGCAGGUGCCCCUCAACGGCGCUGCGACCGUAAUGAUCAGGAAGAAGGAGCCGUAUCCGUUCUGGCUGGGAGGUGUUGCGGCUACCAUCGCGGCGUCAAUCACACACCCGCUCGACCUCACAAAGGUCCGCUUGCAAGCGACGGGCGACAAGCGCAUGGUCGACUCGAUCAAGAAGACGGUGCGCACGGCGGGCGUGCGCGGCCUCUUCGACGGCAUCUCCGGCACCUGGUUCCGACAGUUGACGUACUCCAUCUGCCGCUUCUGGGCGUACGACGAGAGCAAGAAGCUUAUUGGAGCAGACAACAAGUCUCCCCCGUGGAAGCUCGCCAUGGCUGGCUGCAUGGCCGGAGGCAUUGCCGGUUUCGUCGGAAACCCCGGAGAGAUCCUCAUGGUCCGCAUGCAGGGCGACUUCGCAAAGCCGCCAGAGAAGCGUCUUAACUACAAGAACGCUAUCGACGGGCUCUUCCGGAUGGUCCGCGAGGAGGGCGCGUCCUCGCUCAGCCGUGGAGUGGGUCCCAACGUUUUCCGUGCUGUGCUGAUGAACGCGAGUCAGCUUGCUUCGUACGACUUCUUCAAGUCUUCGCUCUUGGCGAGUGGCUACUUCCAGGACAACAUCUACCUGCACACGACCGCCAGUUUCGCCGCGGGCACUGUCGCGACGACGGUUUGCUCGCCGGCUGAUGUGCUGAAGAGCCGCAUCAUGAGCGCGUCGGGUGCGGAGGGGAAGUCGACAAUGCAGAUGAUUCGUACGUCGAUGAAGAACGAGGGCGCGAUGUUCAUGUUCAAGGGCUGGUUGCCGGCGUGGACGCGUUUGCAGCCAACGACGAUGCUCAUCUUCAUCACCCUCGAGCAGCUCAAGCUCGCCGUCGACUGGUACCGGGCCGACGUCUAG